Molecule: messenger RNA, 3805 nt
Organism: Plectropomus leopardus (leopard coralgrouper)
Lineage: Eukaryota; Metazoa; Chordata; Actinopteri; Perciformes; Serranidae
Product: inverted formin-2-like
Biological process (GO): actin cytoskeleton organization
Molecular function (GO): small GTPase binding; actin binding
Source: RefSeq, a predicted model, not a curated record
CGCGGUGACCUCUGACCCCGCCCACAUCCUGCGGACGUGUGAGAGGACUGUGAUUCACCGCGGAGUUUCUCAACUUUCACCAACCGUCCAAACUUUCACCAUCAGCGGGGAACCGGCGCCGGUGCCGCCGCGCUGCGGUCAGCCCGGUACGUCAGUUAACGCAUCUCGUCGUCAUGGCAGCCAAAACCAAAUGGGAGGCGGUGAAGGAGCGUGUGACAGGAAGUCCCGCCAACGACCCGGACGCCGCGGCGGAGGCGAAUCUGGAGAACGCAGACUCCGAACUCUGCAUCCGACUGCUGCAGGUUCCCACCGUGGUGAACUACUCUGGUUUGCGGCGGCGGUUGGAGGCCAGCGAUCAGGCCUGGAUGGUGCAGUUCCUGGAGUCGAGGGGUCUGGACCUGCUGAUGGAGGCGUUGGAGCGUCUGUCCGGUCGCGGCUGCACUCGCAUUGCCGACGCUCUGCUGCAGCUGACCUGCGUCGCCUGCAUCCGAGCCGUCAUGAACUCGUCCGAAGGACUUCACUUCAUCCUGGACAACGAGGGCUACGUCAGGACCCUGACCCAGGCUCUGGACACGUCUAACGUCAUGGUGAAGAUGCAGGUGUUUGACCUGCUGGCGGCGCUCGCUCUGUUCGACCCUCAGGGACACCACCUGGCCCUGGACGCCCUGGACCACUACAAGAGUCUGAAGAAGCAGCAGUAUCGCUUCAGCGUGAUCAUGAUCGAGCUCCACGGCACCGAUAACGUCCCGUACAUGGUGACACUGAUGAGCGUCAUCAACGUCCUGGUGUUGGGACUGGAGGACCUGAGGAGGAGGGACCGUCUGCGUCAGGAGUUCAUCGGACUGCAGCUGCUGGACGUCCUGCCCAAACUGAGGGAGAUGGAGGACGAGGACCUGAACAUCCAGUGUGAUGCCUUCGAGGACUCGAUGAUGCUGGAUGAGGAGGAAAUGGAGAGACUGUACGGAGGCAUCGACAUGAGCAGCCACCAGCAGGUCUUCACCACGCUCUUCACCAAGGUGUCCAGCAGUCCAUCCUCGGUCCAGCUGCUGUCCAUCCUUCAGGCCUUGCUGUUGGUGGAUUCAGACAGAGCAGAGAUGUGGUUGGCUCUGGAGAUGCUGGUGGACAGAGCGACCCUGCUGUCCCAGGACUGUGACUCAGAUUCUGCUGACAGUCUGCUGGAGAGACUCCUCCCCAGAAAGUCCCUGUCAGCCAAUCAAAAGAUCCGAACCACCGACAGGGCGGUGCAGACUCAACUACCAGACAGUCCGUCUGCUACGCCAGGUGCUCUGUCUUCUACCUUACCUGGACUAGGAGCUCCUCCACCUCCCCCUCCUCCUACCUCCUUACCUGGUGUGGGAGUUCCUCCUGCACCUCCUCUCUUACCUGGUAUGGGAGUUCCUCCCGCACCACCUCCUCCUCCCCUACUUGGUAUGGGAAUUCCUCCCCCUCCUCCUAUCUUACUUGGUAUGGGGAUUCCUCCCCCUCCUCCUCUCUUGCCUGGUAUGGCAGCUCCUCCCCCUCCUCCCUUACCUGGUAUGGGAGCUCCUCCCCCUCCCCCAGGUGACAACAUCGUAGCUCAGACAUCUCAGAGUCUGGGCAGGUUGUUUUAUAGCUCUGCCCCCUGCCCCACCCUCCGGAUGAAGAAGCUGAACUGGCAGAAACUCCCGUCCAGAGCAGUGACAGCUCAUCAGUCCUUGUGGACAUCGGUGUCUCAGGACUCCAUGGAACCAGAUUACUGCAGCAUCGAGCAGCUCUUCAGUCUCCCUCCAACUGAGACCAAGACCAGAACCAAGACCAAGACUGAGCCCAAAGAGAUUUCCUUCAUCGACGCCAAGAAGAGUCUGAACCUCAACAUCUUCCUGAAGCAGUUCAAAUGUUCCCAUGAGGACUUUGUGUCAAUGAUCCGGGGAGGGGACAGGUCCAAGUUUGAUGUGGAGGUCCUGAAACAGCUGAUCAAGCUGCUGCCGGAGAAACACGAGGCAGAGAAUCUGAAGUCUCACCAGGCCGACAGGGACAAGCUUUCCUCGGUGGAUCAGUUUUACCUGCAGCUAUUGGACGUCCCCAGUUACUCUCUUCGGAUCGAGUGUAUGUUGCUGUGUGAGGAGAGCAGCUGUCUGUUGGAGAAUCUGAAGCCCAAAGCUGAGCUGCUGGACCGAGCCUGCCAGAGUGUGAGGGAGAGUACUCGUCUGCCAAGCUUCUGUAAACUCAUCCUGAGUGUUGGAAACUUUCUCAACUAUGGGACGCACACGGGGAACGCUGAAGGUUUUAAAAUCAGCACUCUGCUCAAACUGACAGAAACUAAAGCCAACAAGUCCAGGAUCACUCUGCUGCACCACAUCCUGGAGAAGGCGGAGCAGAACCAUCCAGACCUGCUGAACCUGCCCGAUGACCUGGAGAUCUGUGAAAAGGCUGCUGGGUUGAAUCUGGAGUCGAUUCAGUCGGAGAGCAGCGCUCUGAUCAAACAGCUGAAAAACUCUGAGAGGAAAGUUUCCUGUUCGUCUGACGACGUCAAGCAGCAGUUCCUGUCCGCCAUCCAGGAGAGCCUGCAGGCGUGCGAGCAGCUGCAGCAGCUUUUGUCCUCGGUGGAGGACAGGAAGACGGACCUGGCCCUCUACCUGUGUGAGGACAGCAGCAGCUUCUCCAUCGAUGAAUUCCUGAACACCAUCAAGACCUUCAGAGGCCUGUUCCUCCGAGCCCUCAAGGAGAACGAGAGUCGGCGUCAGCUGGAGAAGAGGAGGAAGCAGCAGGAGGAGGACAGGAAACUCAGAGGAGACACCAGCAAGAUCGUCAGGAGGGACGUGUCCAAACAGGACGAAGGCUGCAUUAUCGACAACCUGCUGGCUGAGAUCAGAAAGGGCUACAACCUGAAGAAGACUAGACCUCGAGCCGAGAGGGGCAGCAGAGUCCACGAUCAUCCUGCUGUCAUACAAAGGUCAUCAGCUGUGGACGAGUCUGAUGUCUCCAGUCAGUCAGAUAAGACCACAGUACCGAAGGCAAUGCAGAUCCCCUUAGGUCCACCAGCCGCAACAAGACCAGAACCUGCUGAGAGUGAUGAAGGUCCUCCAGUUGGACCCUCCACGUCUGCUGCUGACACCAAGCAGGACCCAGUCCAGACCAGACUCAAGGGGUCUGAGGAGGACUCUGGAGGUCCUGACCUGGAGACCAGUGAGGGAGCUCCUGCAGGAGGAGGAGAGGAGGAGGUGCAGCUGAGACCAGAGGAGUCCAGAGAACAGAGAGAGGACUCAGAGUUUGAGGAGAUCACAUCGAUGGAAGUGAGAACAAGUAAACACAAUGAGGAUCCAGACCAAGUAAACAGGUCCAGGACCGGUUCAGCAGGAGCAGCCGUUGGAUCCAAAACCAAGAAAAGCUGCAUGUUGCACUGAGGUGCGAGUCUGACAGGCUGAUCUCAGGGCACGGUAACAGGUUAUGAGAAAAGGCCUCGUCUCCAUGGUGACGGGACAGAAUCAGAUAACACAAAUAAAUAAACUGGUCACGUGUCUGUCAGUGUGACAGCUGAUUGGCUGAGAGUUUACCUGAGCAGGUGUGACGCCAUCAGCUGAUAAGUUGAUUGAUUGGUGAUUAAUUAUAAGGUUGUACUCUGGAUGAUUAGUGAAUGAAGAGCUGCUGGUCUGAGGUCAGUCUGCCAACUCAUCAGUCAAUCAAUCAAUCAGUUCCUAAUCGAUCAAUGCUUAAAGUUUGUGUCAGCUGUGAUGAUUUAUUUUUUUCUCUGUCUGUGGCUGUAAAUUGAUCAGUUAUGGGUUAUAGAUCGAUUGUUGAUCAGAAAAUAAAAAGACAAAAAGGUCAA